Molecule: messenger RNA, 3146 nt
Organism: Trichechus manatus latirostris (Florida manatee)
Lineage: Eukaryota; Metazoa; Chordata; Mammalia; Sirenia; Trichechidae
Product: epidermal retinol dehydrogenase 2
Exons: 6
Coding region: 1436-2317 (293 amino acids)
Biological process (GO): retinol metabolic process; retinal metabolic process
Cellular component (GO): lipid droplet
Molecular function (GO): all-trans-retinol dehydrogenase (NAD+) activity
Source: RefSeq, a predicted model, not a curated record
AAAUGUUCUUUUUGACAAUGAAUGAGACACUGUUCUUCAAUUUUUCAUCUGCUAUCAGGGUACUAAUAAUAGUUCUAGCUGAUCUUUAUGUUGUCAUUGUGCCUGGCACUACUCCAGCUAGGCCUCUCCACUGUGACUUUGCCACUCUUUGGGAGCUGAGUGGGUGUAGAAGGUGAUGUGCAAACCUUCAAUGCUGAAAUCCAGCCCCGCUGCUCCUGCCUCUCUGGGCACUCUGGAUAGAGGCAACGUGCAGGGGGAUACCGACCUUUUUUUCCUUUUUUCUAAUUUGCUCAAAAGUUCCAUAUUGACUAGUAGUGUCCAUACAACCUUCGUUGAUAUUAACUCAUUUAGCUCCCACAGCUCCCCUAAGAGGUAAGUAUUGGUAUAUACUAAUAGAAUCCCCCUUUGUAGAGGAGGUAAUCAAAGCACCAAGAGAUGAAGUAGUUUUUACCAAAGUUGAAGAAAUGUUACUGGCAGACCCAGCAGGCAUCCAAAUGUAGGAGGCCUCAGGAUGCCAAGUGCUCGAGAAACAAGUAGGAAUCUGCCAAGAUGAGGAUAAGAUAACAGACUUGUUCUAGGUCUUGCUUCAGGCCAGGGUUGAGACAGUGAUGCACUGAAAUCUAGGAUGUCCUGCCAUUAAGAGCUUUCAUGUCACCCUGGUCUAUGGUGAGAGUAGUGGCCUCCCCAGCAGUACUAGAGACCACUAAGGAGAGAAGUAGACUUCUGUCCUUCUGGAUGUACUUACAGAGUGGUGGGCCUGGUCUGGGGGCAGGGAUGUCAUGGCUGAGUCAGCCUGGGGUAGGCUUUCUGGUGGAAGGAGUGUUAACAGGGCCCAGGCAGUGGCAGGUGGGAAGUUGCCUUGGGGUCCCCAGGGGGGAAGGGAUAUGUGUGCCCGGAAAUGCCAUCUUCUCUCCAAGUUCUGCAGGAAGUUACUCUGAAAAUAAAUCAGAGCAAAGAUGACAGAGUUUGAAGGCUCUUCAUCUAAAGCCUGGUGAAGUCCAGUGUGCCACAGCAGAAAACACCUCUUUGUUUGGCCAGAGUGCCCAUGCCCCCAGAUCCAGCAUUCUUAUUCCCUGGACAGUCCUGGACAUACAGCUAAAACGAUCUCUACAGACUGCGCCUCUCAAGUGACACAACCUUUCCUGAGGGAGUGUUUAUAAAUUUAGCUGGUCUGGUUAUUGUUCCUGUGCACCUGGGAGUCAUUCUGCCUCUCCUGGUAUGUGUACUGAAUUACUUUAUUGGGAGAAGACUAUCCAUAUGCCCCCUAUGGCCACGUUCUGCAGACAGACUUCCUGUUACUACUUUCCUAGCUGCCUGCACCGAGGACAUUGGUCAGCCCUGUGCCAAGGACAUUCUGUGCUGCUCCUCCCUGCCACACCCUGGCUGUCAGGUCCUUCUGUUUGGAGGAGCACUGUGCCCAGAGUGCAAGGUGGACAUGCCUAUCCAAGGACCAGCUGGUGUCAACCAGAAUAUGGCUCCCAACAGCAAACCGAAAGACAACGUGGUCUUGUUCUUAGGAAAAGUACUCUUUUCCCUUCUGGAGACUAUGGUGUUUUCCAUAAUCCCAAAGCCAAGGAAGAAUGUUGCUGGUGAAAUAGUCCUUAUAACAGGUGCUGGGAGUGGAAUCGGAAGGCUGUUAGCUUUACAGUUUGCCCGGCUUGGAUCAGUACUUGUUCUGUGGGACAUCAACAAAGACGGGAAUGAGCAGACGUGCAGGAUGGCUCAGGAAGCUGGGGCCACGAGAGUUCACGCUUAUUCCUGUGAUUGCAGUCAAAGGGAAGACGUAUACAGAGUGGCUGACCAGGUUAAAAAAGAAGUUGGUGAUGUUUCCAUCCUAAUCAAUAAUGCCGGGAUUGUAACAGGCAGAAAGUUCCUCGAGUGCCCAGAUGAGCUUAUGGAAAAGUCAUUUGAUGUGAAUUUCAAAGCACAUUUAUGGACUUACAAAGCCUUUCUACCUGCUAUGAUUGCUAAUGAUCAUGGACAUUUGGUUUGUAUUUCAAGUUCAGCUGGAUUAAUUGGAGUACAUGGGCUGGCAGAUUAUUGUGCAAGUAAAUUUGCGGCCGCUGGGUUUGCUGAAUCUAUGUUUGCAGAAACAAUUGCCCAAAACCAAAAGGGGAUCAAAACUACUAUCGUGUACCCCUUUUUUAUAAAAACUGGAAUGUUUGAUGGUUGUUCUACUAGUUUCUUGCCUGUCAGGACGGCACUGAUGAUAGCUAGAUAUCUGGACAUCUUUCAUCUAAUGGAUGGUGUCAUGAAGAAGAAAGAUGAAAAGACCAGCUCUACUUCUGAUGCCAUCAGAUAUCCGAAUCCAACUUGAUCUAAUGCUUCUUUCAGUGAAGAACAGUAAUUUGUGUCCAACAGUCGUAUAUAUGUUCAUCAAAUUCCUUUGGAAAUAGUGUGGCUAUCUGCUUUUUGGUUGAGAUUUUUUUUUUCCCCAAGAAUAAAAGACAACCCAUUGUUGUCACUUCUACUUGUAACAGAUAUGAGAGAGAUGAGUCUUUCUUUGAGGAGCUGCCCUCAGCUUUGGUCAUUGGGGAGGUGGCUCAAAUGGCAAUGUGAGACCUCAUAUUUCAUCCCAGAUUUCUAAAUAGCCAGGAACCCAUUAGAAAAAGGGCAGCAGCAACUAACAGUGAAUAUUCUCCAGGAAUAUCACAUCUUUCCGAUCGGAGCUGCACACUCAGGAAGCUCCUAGAGCGUUAGCAUGUGGAAAGUAGCUUUUAUUACUUACCCAAAAAGGCAGACAGUACACCAGAACAAAUUCGGAUCUAUUUUUUAGUGUCCCCCUGACUCUAGAAGGCUGUCUGGGCCGGGAUGAUGACUCUUUUACAUUUACCGCAAUUUGCCACACAGGCAAAAGACUUAAAAGGGGGGCUACCUUCUGCCAAUCCUCCUAGGCUUAGUAGGUGAACAGAAAACUUCUGUUACAUGUGCUCCAUCUAGCACUGCAGCCAAGGGACUGUGAAAAUCUCUCCACCAACCAUUAUUCCCCAAAGCCUAUGGGGCACCCUCCGUGGAGCACAAUGUAGGUGUUUCUCACCUGACUACCUAGUGGGGGGCAGGGGUCAGAUAACUUGGCCCUAACCCAGAAGAGUAUCUCUAAACCUGCUGACAAGCAUCAGGCCUCAGAGGGUGGGGGCAGUGGUUUG